GCAGUGAUCGGCGCCGCAGCCGAGCUUGUGGCCGUCCUGGGAGGCAGCACGUUGGCAAAAGGUGCAGCAGAUGAUGUACUGCGCCGCCUGAAGGAUUGGUUUGUGUGCAAUCGUGCUGCUGUGCAUCCUGCUCCCGCAUCGGAGCACGAGUCGGACAACAGUGGUUUUGUUUCGCUUGUCACGGACAGCGACCGCUACUACUUGGCACCCAAUGAGAAAAUCAAUGAAAACACCGUGGACAUGGAGAUCGAGGAGCCCCUGGAGAUGGGAGGUUCGGUCAGUGGGCCCACGAUUUUCGAUGUCACCGGCGACGUGGAGGACGAGUUCCGCUCUGAAUGUCCUGGGGUCUCUUCGGGGACCUCGCGUAACUCCUCCGAGGACUCCUUCGACGCGGACGGGGAAGGGUACGGCUUUCCCGAGGCGCAAGAGCAUCCCAUGGGCGCCGGCAAGGGGAAGGCACAGGAGCUUGCCACCCCAAUGUCUGCAGUGCCUUGUGCUCUUCAGGAUGAUGGUGCAUCCACCUCCGCCCGCAGUCAGCAGUCGGUGAGGAAGCCCUUCUUCGUGGACCAGCUUGCUCAUUCUAUCGUGAAGAGGAGUUUGCCCUUAGAAUACAAACACUUCAACGUGGAAGCGGUCGGGCGGGACCUGAUCAUCGCCUACCUGGAGUCGCGCGACGCCAGCCACGCGAGGAUAUUCUACGGUCUGGAGGUGAGCCUGCUCAAGGCGGCGAGGCGGCACCUCCGUCUCAGCCAGGCUCCCGAGCUUUUGCCGCGAG
Prorocentrum cordatum is the source of this 775-nucleotide messenger RNA. The record is from the annotation of a GenBank genome assembly. Lineage: Eukaryota; Dinophyceae; Prorocentrales; Prorocentraceae.